AUGUCAUCCACCAAACGGUUGAAGAGAAAUCCGACUAUAGUAUGUUAUAGAGAUGUACAAGAACUAGUUAUCCUAAAAGACUGGUUAUAUAAUUUUGAUGAUUCCAGAGAUAAUAGAUAUCGAGCGAUCCAGAAAGUAAAAGCAUUAUCAUCUAGAGGGAAACUACCACAUGCAAUAGAGUCGACAUCAUUGUUAACUUCUAUCAUAUUAACUGACCCCAGCGAAGGAGGGUCUAACAAUGACUCGAAUGUUCUACAAUUAUCUUAUACGAUGGCUCUCAUCAGAUUUGUUAAUGGGUUGCUAGAUCCAUUUCAACAGUCGAAUUUUGCGAUACCACUACACCAGUUAGCAAAAAACCUUAAUCUUCCUAGUUUCUUUGUUGAAUUAAGACAUAUGGGGACACAUGAGUCAUUACCCAAUUUAAAUAUUUUGAGAAUAGCAAGUAGACAGGCUUUAAAUUGGUUGUACGAUAAUUACUGGAAUCACGUCGAAGAGACAGACGACUUGGAAGAUUCCGAAGAUAAUGAAGGUGAAAAAUUAGAGAUAAAUAGAGUCACACCCAUUAUUGAGUCUUGCAUUACAAAUUUGAAAGUUUUCAAGAAAAUUCGGAAGCAGGAUUUAAGUCUAGUAAUUAAAUUUGGAAAUUCCUCAGAGUCAGGCAUAAAAUAUUGGAAAGCAAUUGGUAAUCUAAAGGGUCGUUUACUAGGAGACCCAGAAGUUCUUAUUAAGACACUAAUAUUCAAGAACUUUUUAGUUUAUAACCACGACAAACUUCAAGCUAAGGAAUCUAAAAAGUACAGAUUUAAUUAUUUACUCAUUAAACUAUACAAACCGCUCAUAGAAGAGUUUGGGACUGAUUUUAAAUUGCAGUUGUUAUUUGAUAUUUUCAGUUCCUUAAAUGCAUAUAUACAUGAUGAUAUUCAAUCCUUGGAUAUGAAGCUCGGCUUCGAAUUCAAGCAUGGAGAUGAGAUAAAACAAAUUAAAGAAUGGGCUUCAUUCCUUAUUCUGGACCUCUUGUUGCUUCGCACUGUUACUUCAGAGAUAUACAAAUGUGAUUCAUAUGAGGUACUUGUCAACUUAAUGAUUAAUAAAAUUCAAAAAGUCGAUAUAAACUACCAGCUUGAAUUCAUGCAGGUACUACAAUCUUCGCUUGAAAAAUUGCAAGCAAACUCACAAAGUAAAAAGGAUUUGUGCUCUAAAGUAACCGCAUUAUACAAGCAAACAAAGAUUAAAUCUCUAGCGGCCCCACCAUCAUUGGAUGAUAUACUAAACGGUGCUAUAUCAGAGGAAUCAUCUGAAAGACCCUCAAAAAAGCAAAAGACCGCCACACAUAUUAAGCCUAUAUUCUUAUUUAAAGAGCAUUCGAGCUGGAACCCAGUACCGUUUGGUACGUCUUAA
Molecule: messenger RNA, 1398 nt
Organism: Debaryomyces hansenii CBS767
Lineage: Eukaryota; Fungi; Ascomycota; Pichiomycetes; Serinales; Debaryomycetaceae
Gene: LAS1
Product: rRNA-processing protein
Exons: 1
Coding region: 1-1398 (465 amino acids)
Biological process (GO): maturation of 5.8S rRNA; maturation of LSU-rRNA
Cellular component (GO): Las1 complex; preribosome, large subunit precursor
Molecular function (GO): endonuclease activity
Source: RefSeq, a predicted model, not a curated record